Messenger RNA from Drosophila nasuta, 552 nucleotides. Its product is annotated as mitogen-activated protein kinase kinase kinase 7-like. Gene Ontology annotation, biological process: immune response; positive regulation of canonical NF-kappaB signal transduction; JNK cascade. The coding region runs from base 66 to 431 and encodes 121 amino acids. Lineage: Eukaryota; Metazoa; Arthropoda; Insecta; Diptera; Drosophilidae. The record is from RefSeq and is a predicted model, not a curated record. The transcript has 4 exons. Gene Ontology annotation, molecular function: ATP binding; MAP kinase kinase kinase activity.
GUUCACUCUAUAGCUUCUUUCAUGAAUCGAAUAUAAAAGUAACACUAGAUGGAAAGCUUAAUUAGAUGAGCCAGAUAGCUAAGGGCAUGGAAUACUUACAUGACCAAAAAAAAGUCCAUCGGGAUCUUAAGUCUAAGAACAUUUUGCUUUGUAACAACUACCGUACGGUGAAAAUAUGUGAUUUUGGCACAAUUAAAGAACUCGCAACGGUUAAUACGGAAGGUAUUGGGACAUAUGCUUAUAUGGCUCCAGAAAUAUGCAAUGAAGGAGGGAGUUACACGGAAAGGUGUGAUGUUUUUAGCUUUGGCAUCGUUUUCUGGGAAGUAAUGUCUGGAGAGAAGCCCUUUUAUGACUCUCAGCACAUGCCAGCAAUUGCUCUACAAAGAAAAACAAAUGAUGGUAAAACUAUUAAUUCAAAAGUGCUGGGAUAAUGAGCCACUAAAUAGACCAACCAUGAGAAGAUUGGCCACCAUUCUUGGCAUUCAGCCUCGAGUUUAUAUCAACUAUCCACAUCUAUUGUUUGAAAUUGAUAGAUUGAGAGAUAUUUGUUAA